Astyanax mexicanus (Mexican tetra) is the source of this 2054-nucleotide messenger RNA. RefSeq names its product retinoblastoma binding protein 4 (gene rbbp4). The record is from RefSeq and is a predicted model, not a curated record. Gene Ontology annotation, molecular function: histone binding. The transcript is spliced from 12 exons. Lineage: Eukaryota; Metazoa; Chordata; Actinopteri; Characiformes; Acestrorhamphidae. Gene Ontology annotation, cellular component: ESC/E(Z) complex; nucleus; NuRD complex. Gene Ontology annotation, biological process: regulation of gene expression. The coding region runs from base 142 to 1416 and encodes 424 amino acids.
GAUUGGUGGCGCGCGGGGCCGCGCCGCUUUCUGCUGUAGAGUUUGGCGCGAACGUGCACGCCGGCGCGCGAGACAAAGAAGAGCGGCAGGAUCACCCGCGGUCCCGAAACUUGCCCGGUUUGUGGCCGUUAACGACUCGCCAUGGCUGAUAAAGACGCUGCUUUUGACGAUGCUGUUGAAGAGAGGGUGAUAAAUGAAGAGUACAAGAUAUGGAAGAAGAACACCCCAUUUCUCUACGACCUGGUGAUGACCCAUGCCCUGGAGUGGCCGAGCCUCACUGCGCAGUGGCUGCCAGAUGUCACAAGGCCUGAGGGUAAGGAUUACAGUGUUCACCGUCUGGUUCUCGGCACCCACACCUCUGAUGAGCAAAACCACUUGGUCAUUGCCAGUGUUCAGCUACCUAACGACGAUGCCCAAUUUGAUGCCUCACAUUACGACAGUGAGAAAGGAGAGUUUGGAGGCUUUGGCUCAGUGAGUGGUAAGAUCGAGAUUGAGAUCAAGAUUAACCAUGAAGGAGAGGUGAACAGGGCGCGAUACAUGCCACAGAACCCCUGCAUCAUUGCUACCAAGACUCCCACCAGUGAUGUGCUGGUCUUUGACUACACCAAGCAUCCGUCCAAGCCUGACCCCUCUGGCGAGUGUACUCCUGACUUGCGAUUGAGGGGGCAUCAGAAAGAGGGAUACGGCCUGUCUUGGAAUCCCAACUUAAGUGGCUGCUUGCUGAGUGCAUCUGAUGACCAUACAAUCUGUCUUUGGGAUAUCAGUACGGUGCCAAAAGAGGGAAAGAUUGUUGAUGCUAAGACCAUUUUCACUGGUCACACUGCUGUGGUGGAGGAUGUUUCAUGGCAUCUCCUUCAUGAAUCUCUUUUUGGAUCCGUGGCUGAUGACCAGAAGCUUAUGAUUUGGGAUACCCGUUCCAACAACACAUCCAAGCCCAGCCAUGCAGUUGAUGCCCAUACUGCAGAGGUCAAUUGCCUGUCCUUUAAUCCCUAUAGUGAGUUCAUCUUGGCCACAGGUUCAGCUGACAAGACUGUAGCACUCUGGGAUCUUAGGAACCUUAAGCUGAAGCUACACUCCUUCGAGUCACACAAAGACGAAAUCUUCCAGGUUCAGUGGUCACCUCAUAAUGAGACCAUCUUGGCAUCCAGUGGAACAGACAGACGGCUCAAUGUCUGGGAUCUCAGUAAAAUUGGUGAGGAACAGUCACCUGAAGAUGCAGAGGAUGGUCCUCCUGAAUUACUGUUCAUCCAUGGUGGUCACACAGCAAAAAUCUCAGACUUCUCCUGGAACCCCAAUGAGCCGUGGGUGAUCUGCUCUGUAUCUGAGGACAACAUCAUGCAAGUGUGGCAGAUGGCGGAGAACAUUUACAAUGAUGAGGACCCUGAAGGAGCUGCAGACACAGAGGUCCAGGGAUAAAGAACAAUAGAACUUUGACUCUCCUCCCCACCUCGCUGUCUCUAUACAACCAUGACCAUGUUCUUUCCCAUCUCCUGGAACUGUGAACUGUCAGCCACAUCAGCAGCCACCUACACAAACAUGUGAAGAACAUAAUGUUCUUUCCCAAGAAAAGGAGGGGGACAUUGACUGGCAACCUUUUUAUUACUUUGUGAAAAGUGUAUUUUUCUAUGAGAAAUUGGUGACUCUUUGGUUUAAAAGUAUAAAUUAUCUCUCCUUUUUUUUAAAUGUGUUUAUACUAAGAGCUCUACACAUCCUAUGAGUUUUCUGAGAGUAGGUUUUCAUUUUAAUGUUUCAAAAGCAACUUUUGGCUGACUACCAGCUUGAUGUGGUCUCUUAUUAUGGUGGCUGUCAAUGGAGAACAUGGUAAUUAUUUUUAUUCUUACUUGUCUUCAACAAAUGCGUCAUUCAUGUCGGGGGUCCACAGGGUAACCUGUGCACUCCUUUAUUUUGUAUUUACUUCUGAGUAAUGGUCUGUGAUGUUCUCUGUUUUAUGUCUUUAAUAUUGUAAAAUCCUUUUGUGGCUUUUCAUCGUCUUUCUCCCCGUUAUGUCUGUGUUAUUGUACAGAACAUUCAGAAUAAACUGUUUUUUCACUGAA